This is a messenger RNA of Frankliniella occidentalis (western flower thrips), 8109 nucleotides long. RefSeq names its product diacylglycerol kinase eta-like. Gene Ontology annotation, biological process: diacylglycerol metabolic process; lipid phosphorylation; intracellular signal transduction. The coding region runs from base 1 to 4791 and encodes 1596 amino acids. The record is from RefSeq and is a predicted model, not a curated record. Gene Ontology annotation, molecular function: ATP-dependent diacylglycerol kinase activity; protein binding. The transcript is spliced from 20 exons. Lineage: Eukaryota; Metazoa; Arthropoda; Insecta; Thysanoptera; Thripidae.
AUGUACAGUCCAUAUCGAAAAGCCAUCAAUCUCCGCGUGCCCCGCUCUCUGCUGUGUGUCGCUGACGUCUGCCUCCUCCUCCUCCCGCCGCAGAACAUCGUCAUGCCCCACCAGUGGGUGGAGGGCAACCUGCCCGUGUCCGCCAAGUGCACCGUCUGCGACAAGACGUGCGGGUCGGUGCUGCGCCUGCUGGACUGGCGCUGCCUGUGGUGCCGCGCGUGCGUGCACGCCGCGUGCCGCCCCGCCUACCGGGAGCGCUGCCCGCUGGGCCCGGCCAAGAUAAGCACCUUGCCGCCCACGGCGCUGCACAGCGUCGGGACGGACGAGGCCUGGGAGGCGGUGCGUCCGCAGGGCUGCUCGCCCCUGCUCGUGUUCGUCAACUCCAAGUCGGGCGACAACCAGGGCGUCCGCUUCCUGCGACGCUUCAAGCAGCUCCUCAACCCGGCGCAGGUGUUUGACCUCAUCGGCACCGGCCCAGGCCUGGGCCUCCGUCUUUUUCGGCACUUCGACCCCUUCCGCAUCCUGAUCUGCAGCGGGGACGGGUCGGUGGGCUGGGUCCUGUCCGAGAUCGACCGCCUCAACAUGCAUAAACAGUGCCAAGUGGGCGUGCUGCCCUUAGGGACGGGCAAUGACCUGGCCAGAGUCCUCGGCUGGGGCUCCUCCUGCGACGACGAGACCAUGCUACCCCAGCUGCUGGAGCAGUACGAGAAGGCCUGCACCAAGAUGCUCGACCGGUGGAGCAUCAUGGCGUUCGAACGGAACAUAUCGAUUGGGACCGGUAACUUGCAGUUCACCACGCAGGUCUCUCCCCCCAUGUCCUCGUCGGUCAUGGCUGCAUACGACGACUCAUUCACUUACCACGCCUCCAAGAUCCUCCAGUCAGACGACAUCCCCGUCAUCAUCAGCUCUGCGCAGUCUGUUUGUGAUAGACUGAAGUGCUAUGCCCUGCAACUCACGGAACCGAGCCUGGGUAAAGCGGAGAGGGAUUUUGGUCAGCAAUGUAAGGUUGUCCCGGAGAAAUUGGACCAGCUUCUGCAUACUCUGGGCCAGGAAGAGCUCAAUUUUCUUCACCCUGAAUUUGAAGAUGAUGAGCCUUGUUUGCAUGAUGAUGAGAAGGCGUCUUUAGAGAAAUCAGAGAAGAACCAAGGAAAUCACCAACUUCAACUGGAUGCAAACAAACGUCAGCAACUUCUGUUGAGAGCUAAUAGUCUCAAAAAAGCUGUACGAAAACUAGUGGAAGCUACUGAGCAGGCUGUAGACGACCAUAAUAAGCAGGCAUCAAAACCAGCCAUGGAUACCUUAAAAGUGAAUCAUGGACUGGACUCAGGCUCGAGCUCUGAUGGCAGUCGCUGUCCAUCACCCGCACUGUUAGGUUCUCGUCUGGCAACAUUGUCACCCCUUCCUGACCUGAGGAGGGACUCUGGGGGUGAAGAUUUAUUACCAAUCCCUGUUCCAAAGGAAUUUGCUGACAGAAGGCGAAGCUCAGCUAUGUCUGUUGAAAGUGUAUCAGAUUGUUUUGGUACACUCAGCCACAGGAGUUCCCUCCAGCCACCGGAUGGCGAAGAGUCCAAGCAGGAAGUUCUAGACCCAAAAAGAAAGGCCCUUGGGGUGAUUGAAAACAAUCCAGGAAGAAAUGCUGAUUUGCACAGUAGAGUAGAACCCAACAGACUUCCAAUACUGCCAGAAUUGAGUUCAGAAGCAAUUUGUACCAACAAGGUCCGAAGAGCUGGUGCUGAAGAUAGUUUUCUUCAGGUUGUUGAUGAUCCGAAUCGCAGGUUUAGCUUUGGUGGAUUUAGCACUGAUGGUACUACAACUGAUAAAGAAGUAAAUUCAGUGAAGUUUGAAAAAUGUAAGCGCCCUAACAGAGGCCGUCACAGUGUAGAUAGUGGUGAAGAUCCUGUUUGGAGAUGCUUGGCCCUGGAAGGUAGUGAAAUUGCAGACAUCAAACAUAUUGAUUCCUCAGAGACAUCUGAAGAAAGUGCAGAAGGUUCUAUUAAAAUACCAAUAGGCAUGGAGAACUCAAUCAAGGACUCCUCUGUGAAAUUUCAGUGUCCCCCUCUGCACAAUGCUGCAAAACAACUUGUUGGAAUUGAUGGAUCAGAGUAUGGUGAUUGUACUGAUCCAUUCGUUACUUCAGGGGAGGAGAAUGAAUCUGAGGAUGAUGUCCGGUUUGCUAUUGGAUUGAGUGGGCAUGCGCAGUACACAGAAGAUGGAACAGAUCCAGCUGCUAAGUGCACAUUAGCUCAUUUUGUUGAAGGUAAUGACAUUGCGAGGCGCUCCAUUAAAUGUCGUCACAUAGCAACAAGAAGACCAGAAGCUCGCCAUAAAACCAAAGUUCACAUCUGUGAGCAAAUUCAAGAAAACAGACUAGAUGUUCCUGUACUUAAUAUUGAUGAAAACUUUGAAGAUGAACUUCUUCCUGCAUCUAGCAUUGGGAACCUAUCUGAUGAGAUGGAUCCCUAUUUGAAGGGUUUCAAAGUAUAUUCCCGGGAUCCCUCUCCAGAGGACAAAAAGACUGAACCUGAAACAGGAGAUGGUAUUCACAGCUUGCUGUCAAGUCUUAAUGUACCUGAGGCAGGACGAUACAACCGCAGUCACAGCUUAGGAGGUGGUCCUACUCCUACUCCACCAUCUUCUGCAGCAAGUACCACAGGAAGUAGUACAGGGUGUUUCUAUCCCGAAAAUGAUCAAAUUCAGAUUCACAUACAAGGAUCAAAUAACAAUUUGACAACUGGCCACGAUAGCGACACAAGUGGAAGUGGCGGUGGGAGUACCUUACAUAUACUUUCCCCUUAUCAUCUGCAACGUAAAAGUAUAGCAGCAUCUUCAGCUAUGUAUCAAGAGAAAGAAAGGAUGCUUAGCCCCAUAAGAAGAGCGAAGGAGAGGGGAUUUCCUCAUCCAGUGAUAAGUGUUGUUGUUGAUCCUCCAUCUCCUACACAAUCUGAGGAGGAUAAGCAUCAGUCACUUGACGACAACCCGUACCGCCGAUAUAGCUGCGAUAGCGCUGGUGGUAAAGCCUCACCACAACAACUGUGGCGCUGUUCGCCAGCUGCUAGCCGACGAAUUUCCAGCGGUAGCCUCCUCAAAGUACCAACAGAAUCUGGAGAUCGGUCCUUAUCUCAAGAUGAUUCCACUCCAGGCCCCAGACAGCCGUUCCGUGAUCGCCUCCGUAGCUCAGUAGAAAGGGAUCUGCAAGUCAGUAUUGAUCUUAUGGCAUCUGUAUCCGCCAAGACUGGUGCAAUCGGAACUGUUGGUGCCGGAGAGACUGGGACAGUACCAAAAGCAAAGAAGUUGCCAAUUAUCAACCCAUUAGUUAGACUCCCCAUGUGGCCAAAUGUCAGCAGUGCUGGAAUGAUUAGCAAGGCUCUUCUGGCAAAUGCUGAUGCCCUCUGUGCUGCUGCAUCUCCUUUGAUGGAUCCAGAUGAAACCUUGUUAGAGGGAUUCUUUGAAAGGUGUGUUAUGAACAAUUAUUUUGGUAUUGGAAUUGAUGCAAAAAUAUCCCUUGACUUCCACCACAAAAGGGAAGAACACCCUGAAAAGUGCAGAUCUAGAGCAAAGAAUUACAUUUGGUAUGGUGUGCUAGGCAGCAAAGAGUGGCUACAGAAAACUUACAAAAAUUUGGAUCAAAGGGUUCAAUUGGAAUGUGAUGGACAAAAAAUACCUCUGCCUUCAUUGCAAGGCAUUGUGAUUUUAAAUAUCCCAAGCUUUAUGGGUGGAACAAACUUCUGGGGAGGAUCCAAAGAAGAUGAUGUAUUUUUAGCUCCAAGUUUUGAUGAUCGAGUUUUGGAGGUUGUUGCUGUUUUCGGAUCCAUGCAAAUGGCAGCUUCUCGUCUCAUUAACCUCCAGCAUCACAGGAUAGCACAAUGUCAAACUGUCCAAAUUAAUAUACUUGGAGAUGAAGGGGUUCCUAUUCAAGUUGAUGGUGAAGCAUGGGUGCAACCCCCUGGCAUGAUACGUAUAAUCCAUAAAAAUAGAAUGCAAAUGCUCUGUCGCAAUAGUGCAUUGGAGAAAUCUCUAAGAGCCUGGGAAGAAAAACAACGCUCACAUAUGCCUCAUCCAACCACUGGGUUAACUCCUCAUGAUCGGCUUGCUCCAUUCAAUGAAGAAGAACUUGCCUUGCUUCUUGGGUUCAUUGAUGCAUCAACCACCCUAGUGAGAUGUGUUAAAUUGCUGACAAUUCGUCACCCAUCUAUUGAAGCUGACCUCUAUGAUUUAGCUGCUAAGACUCACGACAAUUUGGAAAAUGUUCAUCCGGGAGGAAAACUUUUGGCAGGCACUGAGUUGCGCCCUGCAGUAACAGGGCUGGUUGCCAGUGCUAGACAAUUACAUGAAGAAUCCUGCCAACUUCUCAGAGAGAAAGCUCAUCAACUGCGGUUGCGAGAGGAUCUUGAGGGACAACUUAGCUCGGCUCUAGCAAAUAUGGAAGUAGAAUUGCGAAAAUGCAACAUAGAUGAUGGCUGUGUUACUCUACAUCAACUACCACCUGGAGAGGGUGAAAGGAAAGGAAAAGCAAGAGGACUCUUCUGGCUUCGGUUUAGAAGAGGAGAGCGUACCACCCACGGAGAACGCAGUCGCCAAACUGCCGCAGAUGUAGCUACAUGGGGCACAUCAGAAGUGGCAUCAUGGCUUGAAUCACUGCAGCUUGGUGAAUAUAUUGAUUCAUUUACAGUACAUGAUAUUCGUGGCAAAGAACUUCUCACAUUGGCACGAAGAGAUCUAAAAGAAUUAGGGGUGACCAAAGUUGGGCAUGUUAAAAGGAUCUUGCAGGCUGUGAGGGAUCUUACUACUUAAGAGAACAUAUUUUAUUGUUUAGCACCAUCCUUGUCUCUUUAAGUUGUGACAGCCUACACAACAUUCCCUUUUAUUUCAUCAGAACAAAUAACUGUUCAUUUUUCAGAGUAUUAAAAAGUAGUUUUUGACAAAUGAAAUGUCAAAUAAAGGCAAUACUUGAAUUGUGCAAUAAAACACAAUCAAAGCAAUACAGUACAUUGGCAUUGGAAUGCCUACCUAUAACAAUAAAGGCAACUUGUUGUUUCAUAAUUGUUGGUUUUCUUGACAGUGUUGUGCAGUAUUAUUUACUUGCCUACGUUCGUUAAUGAACCUGUAUUGAAGGAAGUUGAUUUUAAAUCCAUGAAGCAACUGGUGUUCAUAAUUUAUUCAAUUCUUUUUCACUGUUCGUUCCUUGAGUACAUGGUUGUGAAUUUGGUGCUCAGUUGGGGAAUUAUCUGGAGCAAUACAUUGCAAGGGUACUGUAAUUAUGGAUCGCUGAUGUUUUAAUAAUAUGACUUUGUGGUGACAAUUAUGAAGGUAUUCAUAAUAUUUUAAUUUAUUGUACUUCUUACGGUCAAAGUGAUACAGAUGGAUGUAAGAACUACUACUGAAUUGUGAUGCAAAAGAGUUUUGUAAAAAAGCACAUUUCAUUUGUGGAUCAUCUUAUUCUUAAGACAGGUCUCUUAAACAUUUCAUCCUAUUUUAAAUUGUUACUUUACUUGGGUAAUAUAAUAUUUUCAGAUGUAAGAAAAAGUAUGGGCCAACCUCUAAGUUAAGUUAAUAACUUACAGCUGACCUCUGAUUAUGAUUUAUAGCAAUAUUGACCAAAUCAUGUUGAUGAUCCUGUAUCAUCCUGCAAGCUAGUGGUCCAAUUUUAAUCUGAUUUUGAUUACUAUUCUUAACAGGAUUGUUACUAGUUUGUAGACUUCUUUCACAAACAUUAACAGUUUAAUUGUGUGUGUACUCAUACAACUUAUAGAAAAAUAAUUUUAAGAUUAAUUCUAGUGUGAUAUUCUGUGCAUUAAUCUGACCUAGUGAUCUACAAUGCAGUACUGAUCUAAUUCACAGUACAGUAUCUAUUGUGGUUCCUGUGUGCAAACCAAGACCGAGACUGAUGGGACUGAUAAAAAUUCCCAAGGAGUUGAAAGUUAUGAUGGAAAGUGUAUUAGACAUUUUUCUCAUCUAAAUUAUGUUCAUAUUACUGCGGUAGAAUAUGACAUAUUAUUAUCCACUGCACUAUGCUUGCACUUGAUUUCUCUUGCAAGAUGAAAAUUGGAUCAUAGGGCAGGUUAUUUUGUGAAUUAGCCAGGCUCUUCUCAUUGGCUUUUCAACAUUGCAAUACACAAAGUGUCAGAAAAAAUAGAAGGAUGAGUUUUACCUUCUCUAUUUUGUUCUCUUAAUUCUAGGCAAAAGCUAGUUACUAGAAUUAUAGUAUAUCUAUCAGUAUUUUUUUGUAAUCUAAAGGGUAACCUUCAUAUUAAUGUGAUGCAAUUUACUGUUAAACCAACUUCCCGACUAUUGAUUUGAUUUUUUUCUCAAAAUAUUAGUUUGAUAAGAUUUUGGUCAAUCAGUAGUUUUUAAUAAUAUAGUAUAGACAAUUACCAGGUUAUUGUGAUCUUGUGGAUUUCUGGGAUAGGUGGAGGAGAAAAUACACUUUCUGUCCCAUGUUUCUAUCCCGAGAGCGAAAUCUUCUCCUCAAUUCUUUUAUUUUGAUUCCAUUCUUACCACUUUUCAGUACCUGAUACUGAAAAGUUUGUGGGUAAAAAGCUUUAAAUAAGGAGCACAAUAUUUUGGAGUCACUUGCAGUUUGUAAAUAUUUGUCUUUACAAACUCUUGUAAUUCAUGAAAAAAUUUUCUGUGUUUCUUUCCACACAUGUAUUUAUUGCACUGAAUCUUAAUAAUUUAUGAUCUCGAUGCUUUCUUUCUUUAUAGUAUUAGAGGCAAGUGUUGCAGCAAAUUUUUAUCGCAUGUUUAUUCACAGUUAUUACACUUUAACUAAUCCACAAUAUAUCACUAGACUCGGCUAAAGCAAUAUCCGUAUUUCCAUUUUAGUGUGUGUUUUUCCCUAGGCUGCUAAUGUCUAAGGUUCUAUUGAUGCAAAAGCGUAAUGAUGCAUCUGCAUUAACAACUUAGUCUGGUACCAGGUUCCUUGUGUACAGAUCUUUAGUACUUAAAGUCAUAAAUUUCCUCCCUUUCCUCUAUUUUAUGAAGACUGUCCUCUUAUCUGUGAUACUCUCGCCCAACAUCUAUUUGCCACAUUUAUUUUGAUGUUCUGUAUCCUAUUGAGUAUUUCUUAGUCAGAGGAACACACAUGCUGCAGACUAAAAAUUAUGUAGGCACUGCUAUUUUCUAAUGUCUUCUCUUGGAGGAAUCAACAUUAUUUUUGAUGUGUGGUCAAACAACUUGCUGGACUCAAAUUACUGAAACUUUCUUUGUUAUGUUAGAGAACACAAGAAAAUCAUUAUAUUUUACAUUUGUAAACAAUGUUUUCUCAUCCCAGUAUUUUUAAUUAUCUUGUCUUUUGUAUACUUUAUUUAACCGUGCAACUACCAAAGGCAUCUUUUAAGUAUUUGUUUUCAUAGAUUGGUAAGAAAGAUCUUAUGUCCUAUGCAUUUAAGCUGAAUCCUUUGUUUUUCCUUCACUUAAUCAUCAAAUCACAUUUAAAUAAUUUUAGUGCACCAUGAUCUUUUUGUGAACCCUGUCACAAUGCAACUACUGUAUUGUUACAGAUUGAAACCUAGAUUGUCCUCUUCCCUGUGAUAAAUGUGAUCUACUUUGAGUCUUGGGCCCUUCAAUUUGUUUUUAUUGAAUGUAAUACAAGUCAGUAUUUGUAGUUUCUCAACAAUUUGAUUAUUUAUGGAAAAUAUCUUGUCAGGUUCUAAUUUAUCAAAAAAUUAGUGAAUAGGAUUGUCAGAUUGCCUGUAUGCCUAAUGAAUAUCCAUCUAGUCGUGUUUAUCAUCCUACUAUCGCAGUCAUCACUUACAUUGUAAUAUUUUGCAUCUAUCCUUAAUUAAUUUAAAGGUCUGUUCUGUAACUAUUCUGCAUAAUGCACAUAGAUAUACACAUACUUACAUACCUACAUAAAUACAUACAUAGAGUUUCGCAUGCUAUUCCGUUCAAUGGAAAUUGAAAUAAGUUGUAGACCCCAGACUUUUAAUCCUACCAACAUCACAGUAAUCCCAAGUGUCGAGACACAUCUCUAUACCUUCGAUGUUUCAAGGCUUUAAAACUAAAUUUUACAGGCCUACAUGUCAUACAAUACUUUCUAUUGAAUGUUCUAUUUUGUGAUCUCAUGCAUAGCUUUCUUGUGUGAAAAAUAAAGGCAAAUCGUCGAACUGA